AUGCUUCAGUAUCAGCUUCCAGUAGCUGUAGCUCUUGCCAGCACCGCUGUUGGCAGCUUCAUCGUAUUUCUAUACCUUGCCUAUCCCAGAGAAGGUAAAAUCCAGCUACCGAUACAUGGGGAGGAGACCGAACAAACUAUCGAUCCGUUUGAUGUCACAAAACCUGAGGAUGUCAUUGAAGGAUACCCAAUAGAUGAAGAUGCGUUUUGGAUCAGGAUGCGCUUAUGGAAGCUGUUUCUAACCAUCAUUCUGGCUAUAAUCCUAGCCAUCCAGACAAUAUGCCUUGCAUGGUCUGCUAUAAACGACGACCGCGAUGCUCUGAUUGUAUAUGCCUUGCAUGCUGCUUUUAGUCUCUACACGGUCAUCGUCGUCGCUCGUUCCAUAAAUCAAGAUAAUGCAGAGUACCACUCUGAAUCAUUGAUUCAUCUCGCUGCUUUGACAUUUGUCCCUUCUGCAUUACUCGCCAUAACUGCUAUCUUACCUUACACAAAACCCGACCGCGUGCUAAUUUUGGUAGACCCAGCCCUGAAAGGAUUGUGGUACGCAGUCCUCGCCUUAUAUCUUGUGGCAUGCAUCAUUUCUUGGACGUUACCAUCUGGACCCCACUUACAUUUUCCUGCGGAGAGAAUAUAUUCCGAAAAAACCAUCAAGGCAACGACAAAUUUUGCUCAACACAAUGUUUGUGGGCUUGCAAGUGCUUCUGUGUUGGACUUCCUGAUGUUCAACUACACCACCAAGGUUGUGAUGCUCGGGAAUAUCUCUUCUUCCUUAGAGAUUGGCGACCUUCCCAUUCUCCCCGCCAACAUGCGCGCAACACAUCUGUAUUCUGCUAUGAAGCAUACCGUUCGCAGUGUUCGCCUGCGUGUCGGAAACUGGCGUCCACGCGUUGGUUCUGGGUUCGAGCUUGCGUACCGGCUUGUCUGUGUCAACUGGUUUGCCCUUAUGGCAGAGGUUGUCCUAGCAGCUGUGUCUGCUGUACUUUUCUAUACGCCUCCACUCUUCCUUGAGCAACUUGUGUUGUAUCUCGAGUCUGAUCCCACCAGAGAAAACCCUGGCUGGGGCUUGGUAUAUGCCACAGGAAUAUUUUUCUCAAAUGUGAUAGUCUUCUUAAUAACUGCUCAGCUGUGGUCCCUCACGACGACUACAAUCCAGGUCCGCGUACGUAUCCAGCUCAACACCAUACUAUUUGCGAAGACCCUUGUUCGCAAGGAUAUUGCAUCGUCUUCUGCAGUCAAAUCUAGUGAUGAUAAAGCUGGGAAGGACGAUGCAAAGGAGAGCGAUGAUGAUGAUGAUUUUUCGAGCAAGGCUCAGAUCAUGACACUCAUGACAACGGAUGUUGAUCGUGUUAGUGAGUUCUCGUGGCACAUGUUCUCACUCAUCGAUUCGCCCAUUGAAAUCGUCAUCGGGACACUCUUCUUAUAUAAGCUUCUCGGCUCGUCAUGCUUCAUUGGUCUGGGAGUGACUUGUCUUUUCCUCCCCAUGAACCAUUAUGCUGGUAAAGUUGUCGUCCGUGCACAAGAAAAUCUCAUGAAGGCACGCGACGAGCGUGUUGCUUUGAUGAAUGAGAUUCUUGGUGGUAUUCGCAUGCUCAAAUUCAUGGCUUGGGAGCGUAGUUUCGAAAAGCGCGUCCUCAAGAUCCGAGAAAGGGAGCUCAAGUUCCAGAAGCUCAACUACACGAUUGAAGUCCUUUUUAAUGCUAUUUGGGAUGCAUCUCCAGUGCUUGUCACGAUCGUUUCAUUUUGGCACUUCUCUGUCAUCCGCGGAAACACACUCACGCCAUCCAUUGCGUUCACAUCUUACGUUUCAACUUACUUUCAUCAGACUUUGAUACCCAAUUUGCUUCUAGUUUUUGCUGAGAUGAAAUUCGCUUUGAAUGCCUUGCCCGAAACAUUCAUCAACAUGCUGCAGAGUUUCGUCUCUCUUCGUCGUAUCGAGAAGUACCUUCAUGGUGCUGAGGUCACCUCUGUCGCACCACUGUCCGAGCAGCCCUCAACCAUUACUCUGCAAUCAGCCACUAUCACCUGGCCGCAAGACCGUACUUCGGGCAGUGCUACGUCUUCUGCUGCAUCUUCAGUUGCACCAACCCCUCGACAAAAAUUCGUUCUCGUCGACUUGUCCAUUUCGUUCCCUCCAGGCGAGCUGUCGCUCAUAUCCGGUAAGCUUGGUAGCGGAAAGACCUUACUCUUAUUAGCGCUUCUGGGAGAAGCGGAUCUAUUGACAGGGCAGAUCAUUUGUCCGCGCUCACCUCCGGAUUCGCUUGCUUCUUUCACGGAUAAGCUGGUCUCAAAAGAGGAGUGGGUGGUACCUGGUGUCUGUGCCUAUGUACCUCAGGCUGCGUGGUUGCGCAAUGCGUCGAUUAAAGAUAAUAUCCUAUUCAAUCUGCCGCUCGAUGAAGAAAGAUACCAAAAAACUCUCCAGGUCUGUGCGCUUGUUAGUGAUUUAAACAUUCUCGAGGAUGGCGACGAGUCUGAGAUUGGCGAAAGAGGGGUUAAUCUAUCAGGUGGUCAGAAAGCACGAGUAUCGCUCGCUCGUGCAGUUUACUCUCGUGCAUCAGUUCUGCUGUUGGAUGAUGUCCUAUCCGCUGUCGAUGCCCAUACCGCGCACCACUUGUAUCACGAAUGUCUCAAGGGUGAAUUGAUGCAAGGCCGGACUGUCAUCCUGGUCUCUCACCAUGUUCAACUUUGCGCCCCUGGUGCCAGCUAUAUCGUUGCCCUGGAUAAUGGCCGUGUUAUUUACCAAGGAGACCACGAAAAAUUCCAAAACUCCAGCGUCAUGAAUACUCUUAUACAGUCGACUGCCACUGAAGCGGUGGAUGAUCAGGGCGGGGCUGGGGCACUCGAGAUCGAAGAGAUUUCACCAACUGGCGACGAUGAGUCCACCAACUCCCACUCAGGAACGGAAUCUACCGCUGUGACAACGGAGGAAGCGAAGCCUGAGCUCGCGAAGAAGGCCCCACGCAAACUUAUCGAGGAGGAAAAACGGGCCGUGGGACAUAUCAGCAGAGAUAUUUGGGAGACAUAUAUCCAUGCUUGUGGGCAGUAUUGGUACUGGGCAUGUUUUGCUCUCAUCAUGAUUCUGGGUGCUCUUAGCCCUGUAGCUGAAAACUGGUGGUUGAAGACAUGGUCUGGAACAAGCCCAGAGGAAGCAAUCGAGAAAGGUCCCAUGUAUUACAUUUCUAUCUACGCUAUUGUUACUGUGAUUGGUCUUAUCGUAUCCACAGCCCGCUUUUACGUUCUUUACAAUGGGUCCAUUCGUGCAUCCAACGUUCUCUACAAGAGGCUUCUUGAAACCGUUCUCUUUGCCAACAUUCGUUUCCACGACACAAUUUCUCGAGGAAGAUUGCUCAACCGGUUUGGAAAAGAUUUCGAAGGGAUCGAUAGUAGGAUGUCGGACAAUUUUGGACGCGGCGUCAUUUACGGGCUGAACGCAUUCACGACAAUUGUAACUAUUAGCAUGGUUGGAGGCCUGCCCUUCCUCGUUGUCGCUGCCAUGCUGGCCUACAUAUAUUUCAAUGUUGCUAAAGUAUUCAGUCAAACUGCCAGAGACAUGAGACGGUUAGAUUCCGUGACUCGAUCUCCUUUGUAUUCGAUUUACGGUGAAACUAUAUCUGGGGUGACAAUCCUUCGCGCCUUUGGAGGGUCUUCUAAAUUUUUACGAGACAUGCUUCAAUGUGUUGACACUAAUUCAAACCCAUACUAUUGGAUGUGGGGAGUAAACCGAUGGCUUUCUGCUCGCUAUGAUAUUAUUUCAAGUGCUGUUGUGGGAUUAACCGCUUUCGUAGCAGUCUUUACGCCCAGUAUCUCUGCUGCACUAGCAGGCUUUGCGUUAGCAUUCGCAUCAACCAUUACGGGCAAUUUGCUCUUCUUAGUGCGAAGAUUUGUGGGUCUCGAGCAAUCUAUGGUUGCCUUGGAACGUGUCAAGGAGUACUCUGAAUUGAAACGAGAACCUCCUGAAUUCAUUGAGCCAAGGCCGCCUUCGUCAUGGCCCGAAAAUGGCGCCAUCACUUGUGAUAACCUCGUCAUUCGUUAUGCUCCCGAGUUGCCAAACGUGCUUCACAACAUCAACUUUAACAUACAUCCCGGUGAAAAGGUCGGCAUCCUCGGUAGAACGGGUUCUGGAAAAAGUACAUUGGCAUUGUCUUUCUUCCGUUUCGUCGAAGCCACGGAAGGUCGGAUCCUUGUAGAUGGCCUGGAUAUAUCCCAAAUUGGUCUCACCGACCUUCGCAGUAAAUUAACCAUCAUUCCUCAGGAUCCGACGAUUCUUAGUGGGACUCUACGCUCGACUCUCGAUGUCUUCGAUGAGUAUCAAGAUGCUGAGAUCUUUGAGGCUUUGAGACGUGUACAUUUGAUUCCCUCAGAAGAUACGCCAUCUGAGGCCACUGAUACUGUCAACGCGAACGUCUUCCGCAGCUUAGAUUCAUCGGUUUCGGAGGGUGGAGAAAACUUCUCCACAGGUGAAAAACAAUUGCUCUGUAUGGCCCGAGCUAUUCUCAAGCGGUCAAAGGUCCUGGUCAUGGAUGAAGCUACAGCAAGUGUUGAUUACGCUACAGACGAACUAAUCAGCAAAACUAUCCGACAUGAAUUUGCUUCGAGCACCAUCCUCACUAUUGCUCAUCGCUUGCGCACGGUCAUCGACUAUGAUAGAGUUAUGUUGCUUGACGAAGGCCGUAUCGUAGAGUUCGAUCGCCCGGGUACUUUGCUUGCAGAUUCAUCGUCAGGCUUCCACGGUCUCUGUAAAGCAACUGGGAAGAAUGAAUUCGCGAUGCUGAAGCAGAUGGCAGGAUUGUAA
This is a messenger RNA of Serpula lacrymans var. lacrymans S7.9, 4788 nucleotides long. RefSeq lists its product as uncharacterized. The record is from RefSeq and is a predicted model, not a curated record. Lineage: Eukaryota; Fungi; Basidiomycota; Agaricomycetes; Boletales; Serpulaceae. The transcript has 42 exons. Gene Ontology annotation, biological process: transmembrane transport. Gene Ontology annotation, cellular component: fungal-type vacuole; fungal-type vacuole membrane. Bases 1 to 4788 code for a protein of 1595 amino acids. Gene Ontology annotation, molecular function: ATP hydrolysis activity; ABC-type peptide transporter activity; ATP binding.